This is a messenger RNA of Gryllus bimaculatus (two-spotted cricket), 2574 nucleotides long. NCBI's taxonomy places the organism in Eukaryota, Metazoa, Arthropoda, Insecta, Orthoptera, Gryllidae. The record is from the annotation of a GenBank genome assembly.
GCGGCGGCGGGGGCGACGGCGAGCGGCGACGAAAACGCGGCGCUGACGCAGCCCGACGCCCAGCUCGCGCCGGCGGCGGAGGGCGCGGAGGCGGCGGAGGAAGAAGAAGAAGUGGGGGCGCAGGGGGCGGCGGACGCCCCGCCCGACGCGCCCCGCGCCGACGAGAUCAACCGCCUCAACUCCACCAUCUCCACACUCGCCGACGGCCGGCGCGUCUUCACCUACUUCUGGCGCGGCGGCUACCGUAUGUACCUGCGCCUCUUCCCACGGCGCGCGGGCGUCAACGUGUACGUGCAUGCGGGCCUCACACCAGGCGCCUUCGACCACUUGCUCAGCUGGCCCUUCGCCCUCAAGCUGCGCAUGAGCGUGCUGGAGCAGGCGGCCGGCGCGUCGGAGGACGUGGCGUCGCGAGUGUGGGACGCCGCCGAGCUGUGCUCGGGCUUCAACUGGCAGCGGCCGCUCCAGGGCGACAGCUACGAGUGCGUGGGGCUGGGGCUGCCGCACAACCUGCUGCGCUCGCGCCGCUACGUCUGGCGGGAUUCCGUGCUCAUCAAGCUCUCGGUCUUCUUGUAAAACCUUCUGCGCAGUGUACAAGCGCAGUGUAACAGCGCGCUGCAGUCCGAGUGGCGCACUUGAAUUCCAGCUCCGCACGAAAAUUCGAGUUCUACACUACAUUUCUGGUUCCAGUCUAUAAUCCUAGCUCCGCACAGAAUUUCUAGCUCCGCAUUGCAAACCUAGUUGCGCGCUACAACCUUAGGUGCCCACUUCAAUUCUAGCUGUGUAUUUUAAUCCUAGCUGCGCACUUCAAUCCUGAAUGUACACGUCUAUUCUACCUGGGCGCUUCAGUCCUACCUGCGCAGUUCACUCAUUGCUUCACACUUCAGUUCUAGCUGCGUACUUCAAUCCUAACUGCGAACUUCAAUUCUAACUGUACACAUCAAUUCUAGAUGCACCCAUCAAUUCUAACUACGCACUUCAAUUCUACUAGCGCUAUUCAAUUCUAGCAGCGCACUUCAAUUCUAGCUGCGCACUUUACUUCUAGCUGUGCACUUUACUUCUAGCUGCACACUUCCCUUCUAUAUGCGCACUUCACUUCUAGCUGCGUACGUCAAUUCUAUCUGCGUACUUCAAUUCUAGCCGCCGAUUGUUCAUGAGUUCUGUCCUCGAUCGCAUGGGGACCGCCACUACCUUCUUCCUUCAUUUCAUUUGUGUAGUAUCUUGAACGCACUGCGAAUGCGUUGCGCGUUAUCACAGUGUUGUGGCCACCUCUACCCAUGUCGGGGAUCUAUGGCUUAUCUUUCAACAUGAAAAGAAAACGGUAUUCAGAAAUUGCAUUAGCUUGUCGGCACGCGUAGUGCAUAUACAAUAAUACAAUGCAAGUACAAUAUUUAUGAUAGCAUUUCGGUCCUUUCGUGCAGUUUUAAUUCUCUUUACUCCAGCCUUUAAAUGCCUAUAUCUUUUCUUUAUAGUCCCGAGGAUCGGGAAAAUCGGAAAAGAAAUCGUUUUCCGUGUUCCCAAUGCCUUCUACACCGUAGAGGACACAUUAUGCCUACAGAACCAACGCACUAAUGCGAGAAAUCUCGCAUGUGGAAACCUGACUUCUCCUUUAAUAAAUAGAUCAAUUCCACAUAGAAUUCGAGAUUUUGUCCAUCUUUGACAAUCCUUACCAAGAAAUGGAGGUACCCAGAAAAAAAAGUAACACAAAAAUGCAAUUGAAGAUCCUGAAAGACCUUGCUUUGGAGUUUACGAUGUGAGGAACAUAACAAGAGAGCUCGGACCUACAAGUUCUAAGUGUAUAAAAUGUUCUGUUGUAAUAUAUUCACAGUCGAUUUUCAAGGAAUCUGACCAUUCAUUGGGUCAUGUCUUGCGGAUUGCAUUUACGCGUGUAUGUUUUAUCGGGUUAUUAAGAGAGAAAGGGAACCGAUGCGAGCAUUUUUAGGGGGCUUCAGAAAAAGACGAGGACCAAUAGGUGGGGUGAAAGAAUUGAGGUUUUGUCGGGGAACACUGAAUUUACGAUCUACGCGUCGACAGACUAAACGUUAGACUGUGUCAAACAAUGUGCCUGUCCCCCUGUGAUAGCGGCAAUCCAACAUGCGCUGCAGUUAUACGGGUGGCCUGUAUUUUAGGCUGACAGAGGUAAGGGGAAAUUAAGUCACAAUCGCAGCACUAGGAGUCGUCAGAGAGUGUCAUAUAAUAGAAGAAAGGCGCAAUGGUAAUAAAAUUAAUUAUGACAGUGCUGAUAAAGAUGUAAUCUUUUAUUCUCCAUUACAAUAAUUAUGUUGAUUAUUUUAAAAAAAACUUAUUUGUGAACGUGCCUUAACUUACUCGGCUUGAAGGGUCGCGGGUUCGAAUCCUGCCUCGAUCAUAGACGCCGUAUUCUGGUCUUCUCAACCUGAGAAGUGAAUUUUAUCUUCGUCACACAGCAACACAAUUAUACUGGGAUAUUGCAGGGAAAACUAACAUUAUAAACUUUCCUGACCGGGAUUCGAAUCCGGGGUCCUCUCAAGAAAAGUGAGCACGCUGACUAAUGAGCUAAACCGCCAGACAAACUGAUACAUUGAAAUUGUCAAUUUC